This is a messenger RNA of Cotesia congregata, 612 nucleotides long. The record is from the annotation of a GenBank genome assembly. NCBI's taxonomy places the organism in Eukaryota, Metazoa, Arthropoda, Insecta, Hymenoptera, Braconidae.
AUGAAAAUACUAUUGGUUUUUAUUUUUGGGAGUACAGUAUUUUGCAGUGAGACCGCGAUCCAAGAGAGAGAUGAUCGUAUUCCGACAAAAAUAUUAGAACAUUAUUGGCCAGUGAUUAAUUGUUUACUUGAACGAGAGUCUUGUACUCCAGUGUCAGAAUUUCUUGCUGUUGCCCUGCCAGAUUUCUUGCGGAAUCAAUUAGACAGCUACGAUUACAAAGAUAAAGUGUUAUUAAAGACCCAUUCUCGAAACAUAAGGAAGUAUUUUCCUCACGAAUGGGAACUCAUCGAAAAAAAAUUUCACAAACGAUCAAAAUACAAUUUUUCGGUGAAUUCAAUCAGUUCGGCUGAUUACAAGAUUGAUUAUUUAAGAAAAGAGCAGGGGGAAAAAAAUGACGAGUUUAGCCGAUUAGCUGCCGAAAGUUUUGUGAGCAAUAAUUUUACAAAUAUGGUAAAGUUAUGCAAAGACUUGAUUACCGAUUUAGUAGUCUACGGCGAUUGUUUGAUAUGCAAUAAGAAUUCCCUCAAAUGGCUCAAUGACAUCAAAAACUACCUGCAGACGACCUAUCCAAGAGAACUACGGGAAAUAGUUAUGAAAAAUAAAAAUAGAUAA